GUGACGGCCGCGUCAUGGCGAAGCCCCCGGCGGCGGCGGCGGCGGCGGAGGAGCUGAGUCAGGUGCCGGACGAGGAGCUGCUGCGCUGGAGCAAGGAGGAGCUGGCGCGGCGGCUGCGGCGCGCCGAGGGCGAGAAGGUGGGCCUCAUGCUGGAGCACGGCGGCCUGAUGCGCGACGUGAACCGGCGGCUGCAGCAGCACCUGCUGGAGAUCCGCGGCCUCAAGGACGUGAACCAGCGGCUGCAGGACGACAACCAGGAGCUGCGCGAGCUCUGCUGCUUCCUCGACGACGACCGGCAGAAGGGGCGCAAGCUGGCGCGCGAGUGGCAGCGCUUCGGGCGCCACGCGGCCGGCGCCGUGUGGCACGAGGUGGCCCGCUCGCAGCAGAAGCUGCGCGAGCUCGAGGCGCGCCAGGAGGCCCUGCUGCGCGAGAACUUGGAGCUUAAGGAGCUGGUGCUGCUGCUGGACGAGGAACGCGCGGCGCUGGCGGCGGCGGGGGGCGCGGGCGGCGCGGGCGGCGGUGGCGGCGGCGGCGCGGGCUCCCGCAGCUCGAUCGACAGCCAGGCCAGCCUGAGCGGGCCGCUGGCGGGCGGUGCGGCGGGCGCGGGGGCCCGCGACGUGGGCGACGGCAGCAGCACGUCGAGCACGGGCAGCGGUGGCAGCCCCGACCACCACCACCACGUCCCACCCCCGCUGCUGCCCCCCGGGCCGCACAAGGUCCCCGACGGCAAGGCCGGAGCCACGCGCCGGUCCCUGGACGACCUGUCGGCGCCGCCCCACCACCGCAGCAUCCCCAACGGCCUGCACGAUCCCUCGUCCACCUACAUCAGGCAGCUGGAGACCAAGGUGAAGUUGCUGGAAGGUGACAAGCUCCUCACACAGCUGCCCCGCCCCUACGGCCGCCCAAGGAGCUGGCUUCAGGCGGGCUCGGGAGAGUUCCGGACACUGCGAAAAGGCUUCUCGCCAUACCACUCGGAGUCCCAGCUCGCGUGCCUGCCACCCUCCUACCAGGACUCCCUGCAGAAUGGCCCAGCCUGCCCUGUGGCUGAGCUGCCCUUGCCCCCCUCUGCUGGCUACAGCUCUGCGGGACAGAAGCCUGAAGCUGUUGUGCAUGCUAUGAAGGUCCUGGAGGUGCAUGAGAACCUGGACCGGCAGCUCCAGGACAGCUGCGAGGAGGACCUGAGUGAGAAGGAGAAGGCCAUUGUCCGUGAGAUGUGCAACGUGGUCUGGAGGAAACUGGGAGAUGCUGCCAGCUCCAAGCCCUCCAUCCGGCAGCACCUGUCUGGUAACCAGUUCAAGGGGCCCUUGUAGGGCCAUUCUUCUGUGGACAUGCACUGGCUCUGCCUAGGGGCCCAGGGGAGCAUCAGGCCCCAGGACCUCCAGCUGAGCCAGUCUCCCUUCUCUAUGGUGAACUGUGCGUACAUAGGACGCUCUCCGCUCUGGUCCGGCUGCUGUAGGUCUGCCACGCUGAUGGCCAGGCCUCAUCUCCCGCCUCACACACCAGCAAACUGGGAAGACGAGAAGCCACUGACCACUGCUCCCCGCGGCAGAGUGACCCAGACAGCCUCACUAGUGAGAGGCUGACGGCUGCUUCUAAAAUACCAGGCCCAGGGACUGACCCAGGCUUCCUUGUCCUGCCCUCUAUGGACAGAAUCUCAUCAAGCCCUCCACCCCACCACCCCAGCUGCCUCCUGUGGACAGAGGCCACCGACACCUGGAUCCUGACACAGAUGGCACCACUGCUUGCCCACCUGCUGUGACCUGGAUCCUGGCUCACCAAGCACUGGGUCCCCUGUGUCGUGGACAAGGAAACUCACUGUGUCCAUGGUUGGCUGGAGGCUGCUCUUGGGGCUCCCAGGUCCUUCCUCUGACUGAUCCUCAGCCCUGGAAGCUCAGGGUCCCUUGUUGCUUCAGGAGUUCAUGCCCACCUGCCCUGAUGCCAGCUGCUGCUUGUUUUCAGUUUCCAUACCCCCAAAACACACACACUCUACAAUGUCCCCCUACCUGGUGCCAGGUUGUGCCCUGUUUUUUGGGUUCCUCCUGCUCAGGGCCUGAGGCACAUUCUUUUCUGUGGCUUACAUGAUGGGUCAGGAACACAGGAAGGUCCUGUGGAGGGUGUCUGGGCUAAGCCACAUGUCUCUGUCCAGAUGGGUAGCAGUGGAUCACAACAGGGCCUGUUUGUCUGUGGGCUCUCCCAGGGCCCAGUCACUGUGUAGAGAUGCAGAGGCCACAGGUAAUGAUGGUUGUUCUUGGGAAGGAUGGAGACUGCCCUGGUGCUGGCUUUAAUUCACUGUGUGACCUUCAGCAAGUCACUCAGCCUCUCUGGGCCUCUGGUGGAAAAAUGGGGUUUCCGAGGUUCCUUUCAGCCCUGCUCACUGUUUGAGGCUGUCCAGCUCUCGACAACGUAAGUCCUCAUGCACAGCAUGCAAGCCGAUGGGGUCGACUUGCUGGAGAGGCUGCUGUGAGUUCUGCUGCUUUGCUGUCUCACUACAGGCGACAGUCACCUCCCCUCUCUGAGCCUCGGCAUCCUCAGCCUCCUUACAGGGCUCUGGGGAUCACAUGAGACCUUCAAUGUAAAUGACUAUGUAUAAACUGUAAAGUGUAAUAAGCAAUUUUGUGUGCGAGGAAAAUGAGGCCCAGAGGGGGUGAUUUUGUGGCACAUUACAAUUGAGAUCCCAGAAUCUGUAGUGCAGGGACAGGCCAUGUUGCCGACGUCUGUCAAUGCCGUUGUCAGCAGCCCCUGGCAUCUUGUUCGGUCCCUUGCCCCAUCAGCCUUCUUCACUCUUCCAGUGGUACCCAGAGCUUCACACAGCAAGCACUUGAACCCAAAGAGGUUGUCUUCAUAUCAAGUAGGUCUGGUUCAGGCCUGAGUGUAGGACGGGGACAGAGCAAGGGGAGGGAAGAUGGCUUCCCCGUCGCUCUCCCCAGCUUGGGAGUCUACCCAGAGCAGUUCCCACUGCCUGUUUGCCAUCAGCGCCCUUGGGUCACUCACUCUCAGGGGAAAGGCUCAGGGCUCUCACCGUGCCCAGGGAGUGCAAGGCAGGCGCUGGUGAGGGAUGAGCGUGUGGCUCUUGCUGUGGUAGCUCUUUAGGCUUUCCGGAAGGAGCCUGCCGUCUGCUCAGGUGGUGAGCUCUCUGUCACUAGGGGUGUGCACUUGAAGCUGGAUGAACACCCACUGGUCAUGACAUUGGGCAAUUCCUGCCUGAGUGGGCAGCUGGGCUGGGGUCCCUUCUGGGUCUUGGAGUCCAGAGAACCUCAGAGCAGCCCUGAGGGGAUGUGGGUCCGUUCUGGGAGGGAGCCAAGUCUGGGAGCCCAUGUGAGUCAUGUUUGGCUCAGGCUGGCAUGGCCACCACUAAAAUAAGCAAUAAGUCAGGACUCCUGGUAUCUGCAGAUAUCCUGCAUGUUGGCCCAGGGAAGAACAUCCUUAAAGCGACCUUUCCCUCUGGAGGGGAGGAACCCUGUCUCUAAUGAUGUAGUGGCACCCAGGGAUCAGUGGGGCAUUUCUUUGAGAAGACCCCUCCAGUCUGUGACAGAGGCAGCACAAGCUGGUGCCCCCUGAGCCAACACAGUGUUGGGAUGGCUUCCUAGGACAGAACUGUAUCUGCGACAGUCACAUCUCAAAUGUAAUGGCUGAUUUUAAAAAAAGCCACUGUGAUUCUGCCUAACCCCAGGUACCUGGGUAUAGCUGGCAGGUGCAGUCACGGGCUGGAGAGGGUCAGAUGGGGCCUCCUGCAGGGGGAACCUGGGGGCCUGCAGCUGAGGGUGACUCCCAGCUCUGCCACUAGCAGCGUGACACUGGGUGACCCCUCCCUUCAGGAGCCUUAGCUCUGAAAGCCCCUGGUGGGGGUGGGACUAGGGGUGUCCUUUCAUAAAGGCCCCUUUCCAUUUCAAAUGCUCCCAUUUGAGAUCUCGAAGUCCAAGGUGAUGCUUGCACUGCGGCCUCAGUUCCCAAUGUGAUGGGUGUCACCCUUCCAGCCCGAGCCCCGGUGGCCAAGCCCAUCCUGGAAUCAGAAUCUGCUGAGUAUUUUUUAGGUUGGCACAUUUUUAUCUAAAAGUUGUUAGCUAUACAUCAGUGUUUAAAGAGAAAAAAGUGACCUUUCAUUUUUUUUUCUUGAAACUUGAGAGGAAACAAAAUACUACUGAUUUUUUUUUUUUUAAAGAAACAAACUAAAUGCAUGACUGCAGAGCGGUAGAGGUGUAUAUUUUUCAUACUGUGAGGGGAAAGUAUUUGUGCUGCUUUUCGGAAAUGGGCUGGAACGUCUGGUUUCUGUCCUAGGGCCCCAGCAGCUAUGCUCUAUUUUCUGUAGAAUGUGACCAUAGUGAGACCUGGAGCCACCCCCUCCCACCCUGGCUCCGUGCAGAGCUGGGGUCUGUGGACUCCUGGGCCUGUUUUUACCUUCUAUUGAACCACUUUGAUCUGGGGAGAGAAGAAAUAGAACUUUUUGAUAGUGUGGUAAAAACAUUGAUUUGAACUAUUUUAGUAAAGGAGUAAUAAGAUUGUGAUAGUGUAUACUUUG
Messenger RNA from Cynocephalus volans (Philippine flying lemur), 4516 nucleotides. RefSeq names its product coiled-coil domain containing 85C (gene CCDC85C). The coding region runs from base 15 to 1310 and encodes 431 amino acids. The transcript has 7 exons. NCBI's taxonomy places the organism in Eukaryota, Metazoa, Chordata, Mammalia, Dermoptera, Cynocephalidae. The record is from RefSeq and is a predicted model, not a curated record. Gene Ontology annotation, cellular component: apical junction complex.